This is a messenger RNA of Anthostomella pinea, 621 nucleotides long. NCBI's taxonomy places the organism in Eukaryota, Fungi, Ascomycota, Sordariomycetes, Xylariales, Xylariaceae. The record is from the annotation of a GenBank genome assembly.
AUGUCGGUCGCCACAGAGUGGGCGUCCUUCAAGACGCCCGCCAAGAAGGAGAUCGCGCCAGUCCCCGAGGUCGGCACCAAGGCGCCCGUGAACGAGAACCUGAAGCUGCCCGCCGACAAGCCGACCAUCAUCGUGUUCCUACGGCACUGCGGGUGUCCCUUCGCCGAAAAGACCUUCAAAGACCUAACCACGCUCUCAAACCGUCACCCCGAGAUCCACUUCGUCGCCGUCUCCCACUCCUCCCCCGAAGCCACCGAAUACUGGGUCGUGACAGUGGGCGGCAACUGGGACGUCGAGGUAGUCAUCGACGAGCAGCGCGACCUGUAUUCCCAAUUCGGGCUCGGCGUGUCCACGACCUGGCACGUCAUGAACCCAGCCACCCUGGUGAAAGCGAUGCGCCUCGCGAAAGACGAGAACAUCUGGAACCGCCCCACGGGCCAGAGCGGCAGCCGCUGGCAGACGAGCGGCGCGUUUGCGGUGGAUGUGGGCGGCACGGUGCGCUGGCGCCAGGUCGCGCGCAGCGCGGACGAUGUGCCGGAUUUGGACGCGGCUGUGCAGAGUCUGGGCGUGACGCCGUUCCCGAAGCCGCCGCCUGAGGUGCGGACGGAGGGGUUUCUGUAG